Labrus bergylta (ballan wrasse) is the source of this 4127-nucleotide messenger RNA. The record is from RefSeq and is a predicted model, not a curated record. NCBI's taxonomy places the organism in Eukaryota, Metazoa, Chordata, Actinopteri, Labriformes, Labridae.
UAUUUAUUUAAAUGUAUAGAUUUAGUGUCAACCCUUUCUUUGGAAUAUGUGGAGCAGCUCAGAACGGACCAUUUUCCAACUCAAGGCAGUGCAAUUAAAGAAGGGCCGGACAAUAAUUAGACAGCCAAUUAAGCACAUUAUCAAGUGACACAAAGAUUAAUAAUGAAUUAACGUCCAACAUCAAAAUAUUAAUAUGACUGUCACAUUCAAUUUGAGACUCCAUCUGGGUAAAUUUCCACAUGAAUGGGGAAGAAUAUGAAUGUUUGUGGUAACCUAUUGCUCGUAAAAAUCAACAAUAAUUGAUAUGACAGCAUAAUUGAGCCUGUUUGCUUUUUUUCUCAGUAGCCAUUUUGAUUCAUGGAAUUAUAUAUUGUAUAGUAGGCCUACAGGUUAAACAAGGGCUCCCUUAAACAUUAUGGCCAAAGAACUAAAAAUUCAUAGUGGGUUACCUGGGAAUAUUGUUCCGCUUUAAUUGGUUUCCAAAAUAGUAUUCCAUAUUCUACCAUGGUGUCCACAACUAAAAGCUUGUCGCCGCCCACUAGAUUCUGCCUGCCCCCUCUUCACUUCAGACCCCUCCACCCCCCCUUCUAAACUCCAGGCGCAGUCAGGAGCCUCAUUGCGACAGGAGCAGGCUGUAAAGGACCUUAUAAGCCACUCUGGGAAUGGGACCACAAAUCAGAAGCAAGAAGAACUUUGCAUUCUUUCGGGUAUUCCCACUCCAAAGACAUCUGUUCAUUCAAAGGGAAUAAACUUUUUCUCUGAGCAAAGGAAGAAACAGGUGUAAGUAGGUACAAAUGGGAUAAAGUAUUAUUUUUCUUGCCAAAAGGGCAGCUUGUACGUUUUUAUUUACAAAGAUAUUGUAAGGUGUAAGAAUAGAACCAUAUAGUUUUGUAGGCUUGAAACUGAGGUGUGGAGAUCCUGUUGGCUCUAUCCUAGAAUAAAGCAACGGAAGUCUUUUGUUAGUUUGGCUGUGAUUUGAAAAGGUGCGUCUCUGGGGCCCUGCUGGUGCAUGGCACUAAAAGGUGUUGAGCAGGCCGAGAAGUUUAUUGGUUUCCAGCUUAGUUAUAAUGGCAAAGUGGUUCAAAGAGUUCCCCAUCAAUCUGAAGAAUGGUACCGACAGGAUCCGAUCAGCUUCAGAAUCAGGCUCACAACCAAGAGCCAACAAAACCGGGCUGGUGGCAAGCAUUGGUACCAAAACAACAGGCUCCAAAACGGGCCAUCGUAAGAACUCCUCUUCUGGCAGCACAGGAGGAGGAGGUGGAGGAGUGGGGUCUCUCCUGUCCGGGAGAAACCGAAAAAACUCAGCCAUAGAGUUGAGUAGAAGCGCUGCCAGCACCCCGGUGAAAGAUGGAAAAGUGUGGGACAACCUGCUGUCUGGGAAGAGUCGUAAAAACUCCAAAGCGGAGCCAGUGUUUGAGGAGCAGCAGCAGCACCGACCUCUGAAGAGUUCUCCAUCUGCUAACUCUUACAUCAACCGGCUGAUCAGGGUGGACAAACAGGACAAAAGCCCAAACUUCAACAGCAGCACCAUCACCAACCAAGUACCUGAAACAGAGAAACUACUGCAGUGCAAGACAGAAACUUUGAUCAUCCUUGAAGAUUACGCAGAUCCCUUUGAUGCUCAGAAGACCAGGGAGCAAAGAGAAGCAGAGAGGGUUGGUGAGAACGAUGGUUACAUGGAGCCUUAUGAUGCCCAGCAGAUGAUCACAGAGAUCAGACGUCGGGGGUCCAAGGACCUGCUGAAGGUGUGUGUGCUGAUGGAGGCGAGUGAGGGAACAGUGGAGGAAGGCCAGCCUGCACCUUUACAGAUAUACGACAUCCCGUAUGAGGGUAGCGGAGACGGUGACAGGCCGGGAGUUACGCAGCCUGAGCUGGAUCCUCGUCCGUCUGCUGAGUACGAGCUGCCCUGGGAGUGGAAGAAAGAGCAGAUUGUUAGAACGCUUUCAGCACAGUUUGACAGUCCUGAACGACCAACCAAAGAUGACACACCUCACCCCACACUCAACAGGAAGCCUCAACAUCCGCCAGCCCAGCCACAGCAGCAGAAUCAGCAUCAGCAUCUGAGGCAGAAAAGCUGGACUCAGAAGAUCCUGCGCUCCUCUCCUCCAACCCUGUUGCCAUCCUGCUCCCCUGGCGCCAACAUGGAAGCGGAGGCUUGCUUUGUUGACCCCUCCCUGCCCCUCGAAAAACAGAGCUGGUACCACGGCUGUGUGACUCGCCAGGAGGCGGAGUCUCAGCUACAGUCCUGCAAAGAGGCCAGCUUCCUGGUAAGGAACAGCGAGUCGGACAACAGCAAGUACUCCAUCGCCCUCAAGACGAGCCAAGGCUGUGUUCACAUCAUCGUGGCUCAGACCAAAGAGAACGGCUACACCCUGGACCAGAGCAGCUGCGUGUUUCCCAGCAUCCCAGAGGUGGUGCACCACUACUGCACCCAGCGUCUGCCUUUCAAUGGCGCCGAGCACAUGACCCUGCUGCACCCAGUGCCUCGCAUACACUGACUCCACCCCAACCCAGCUUAGGUAUACAAAUCAAACACACCUCUGGGGACCCACAUGGACAAAAUGUUUAAAAAAAUAACUCACCUCUGAUCAAUGUGUACAUGUACUGCUCCUAUCAUUUCAGAAAGUCUCGCUGUAUAACUUGGCUGACCCUAUGGAUGUUUUAGUUUUCUAAUAUUUUUUUUAUUUUAGUUGGCAGGUCCCUCUGAGUUUAGAAACCCUGUAUCUCUUCUUCUGCUGUCUUUAUUUCCCUUUGAUGUGCGGCGGAUGCAAAUCAUCUAAGCUGCUGUUUUACAUGUGAACAAGAGGGACGCACAGCACAGCCAAGUAGAUCUAUUAAUGAUUAAAUCUGACUCGUACCAAGAUGAGAUAUUUUGGUAAUCCAAAGUGGCUCAGUCAGAAGCUCAAAGCAAAGAAACACAUUUUCUGGAUUAUUGCAGCCAUGCAGUGAGCGAGCCCACUUUUUCUUUGUUUUCAGCGACAUUUUAGCUCCUCUAAGAACAUGUCCUCCUUGGUUUAGAUGUUCAUGUUUCUCGAUUGUUGCUCAGUCAGAAGCUGCAUGUAAUAUUUGAGAUUUUCAAAAGGAAACUGAAGUAGAAAGUCCUUGAAUAUGUGGAAGCAAACUCUUGUAGCUCUCUUUCUCCCCCUGGUGGAUGUGCUGGUACACUGCACCAACGUGCCAAAACCCAAAUCCUUGUUUUCUUAAAAUGGAUAGUUGAUAAAAUCUACCCACGGUGGAUAUCACUCCUCUGAUCAAAUAUGAACAAAGACCUUCUUUUUAAUCCUUUAUGCUCACAGCGUUUUUCUUAUUUAUGCUCUUACACUUGUUAGUUGCCUGUAACCGCUGUCCCUUGAGGAUUUCCCUGUUGUACUGUGAAUGAGGGAGUUGUUUGUACUCAAUUAUCUGCACUGUGAAGAGCGAGUGAUUCAUCGUGAUGCAAUGUGCUUAAGAAAACAUGGAUUUACAAGAGUUAGGGCUCUUAUUGAUAAGAACUGAGACUUUUAUUCGUCUGUAGUUUUCUGGCAAACAAGCGACUUAUUUUGGCUAAUAUCUGUGAAAUAAACAUGAAAAUCAAUGGUAUCUGUGGUGAGAAAACAUUGUAGUAAGAUGUCUCGUAUAAAGCUUUAUUCACAGGUAUAUGUGUAAGGACAAAUAUACAAAUUAAGUAAACAAGACAUUUUUUGAUUAAAUAUUUGUAUUCAUAUAUUGUUCAUUUAUAUCCCCUGUUGCUAAAAAGUAAAGCUGUUCUCACUUAGAGUCUAAUGUUACCCCUGGUGCUAAGAAGUCCCAAACAUAUGAGACGCAUCUCUUAAACAAGAGAUCUGCUGGAAUCAUUGCAGCACAGCCUGUUAGCGAUCAGGAUGACAAUAAAUUAUGGUGAAAAUAAGAUUAGGCUUUUUUUUCUUAUAUUUUUUUGGAGGUCUGCCAUUCCCACGUCUCUUCACAGAUUUAAAGGAUGUCAGGUUGUAGUUUUUUGGCAGAGACCUGCAGAGACACACCUGUUUUUACAGUUUUUCCACCUUUGAUAUGUGAAGGCCUGCUGUUGAAACAUUGUAGAACAGAUUAAAAUGAAAGGUCCUGAAUCUCAAUAAGGGAGAUCCUCUGUGAGCUUCCUCCUGAUCUUAAUA